Molecule: messenger RNA, 318 nt
Organism: Symbiodinium natans
Lineage: Eukaryota; Dinophyceae; Suessiales; Symbiodiniaceae
Source: the annotation of a GenBank genome assembly
AUGGCGCAUGCCUCGCAGCUUCGUCUUUCUCAGGGAGAGCUGGAGGCCAUUUUCACUGAAACGGCGGAGCGCUUCGGGAGUCCGGCAGACUCCGGAGAGCCGGCGCUGGCAUUCGAGCUCUUUGUGGAGCUGCUCGUUGAAACUGCUCGCAGGCAGUUUGCGGAUCUGAAAGACACGGAAUCCGCAGCUGCUUUGUUUGAGGUACAUUUAUUGCCCUUGGCCCGUCGAUUGCGCCGACUUGAGCCUGAUCCUCAGCCAGCAGACCCCAUGCACCACGCAGCUGAUCUGUCGGCUAUUGUCGCGCCAAGGCGAGACUGA